UAUAGAGAAAAUAAUGCUGAAAAGCUUGUACCAUUAUAUUUACCCUUAUUUAAGGUUUAUUAUUUUCUACUAUUUAUGUUGACUGGACCAAAGGAUCCAAUUUUUUGGUUAGUUCAGUUUUUAGAUGAAGUAUUAGACAAUUCCGAAGUUCUUAUG
This is a messenger RNA of Funneliformis mosseae, 156 nucleotides long. The record is from the annotation of a GenBank genome assembly. Lineage: Eukaryota; Fungi; Glomeromycota; Glomeromycetes; Glomerales; Glomeraceae.